CAUGAAACUUGACUAUGUGCUCCAGCAAGUUUUACUUCUCCCUGGUGCAGGGUGUUUGCCAGCAGCCUGCGAUCUCUCGGAAAUCAGACUCGAGUGCCUGGGACCCUUGAGAGCAAAGGCUUACCAUGCUACUCCCCAGGAGGGCCAGGCGCUGCUGACGCUACCACUGGACAGUUAUUCGUGGCUCUUAUAAUUACCAAAAAGAAUGGACAAGUUUAAUAAAAUAACUGUCCCAGCCAGUCAGAAGUUGAGGCAGCUUCAAAAGAUGGUCCACGAUAUUAAGAACAAUGAAGGUGGAAUAAUGAACAAAAUCAAAAAGCUGAAAGUCAAAGCACCUCCAAGUGUUCCUCAAAGGGAUUAUGCCUCAGGGAGCCCUGCUGAUGAAGAGGAGCAGUGGUCAGAUGACUUUGACAGCGACUAUGAAAACCCAGACGAGCACUCGGACUCAGAGAUGUACGUGCUGCCCGCCGAGGAGACUGGGGACGAUAGUUAUGAGCCGCCGCCCGCUGAGCAGGAGACGAGGACAGUUCAUCCAGCCCUGCCCUGCACCAGGGGCGAGUACAUAGACAAUCGAUCAAGCCAGAGGCAGUCUCCACCCUUCAGCAAGACCCUUCCCAGUAAGCCCAGCUGGCCUUCGGCAAAGGCGAGGCUGACCUCCACUCUGCCAGCUCCGACUUCUCUUCAGAGACCUCAAAUCCCACCCAAACCCAAAGAACUUCUCGAGGACGAGGCUGACUAUGUGGUCCCUGUGGAAGAUGAAGAUGAAAACUAUAUUCAUCCCACAGAAAGCAGUUCGCUCCCAUCCGAAAAAGCUCCCAUGGUGAAUAGAUCAAUCAAGCCAAAUAACUCCUCAAAGCCAGCCUCUUCUCCAGGGACAACUUCGGGUCGAAACAGUGGGGUCUGGGACUCUAAGUCAUCUUCUCUGCCCGCUGCGCCAUCCCCACUGCCCAGGGCCGGGAAAAAGCCAGCUACAUCACUGAAGACAACUCCAGUUGCCUCUCAACAGAAUGCCUCGAGUGUUUGUGAAGAAAAACCUAUACCUGCUGAACGCCACCGAGGGUCUAGUCACAGACAAGAAAAUAUGCCAUCACCUGUGUUUCCUCCUGCCCAGAAACAAAUUCAUCAAAAACCCAUACCUCUGCCAAGAUUUCCAGAAGGGGGAAGUCCAACCGUGGACGGCCCAUUACCUGGCUUUUCAUCUAAUUCUAAUUUGUCAGAACAGGAAGCUGACGUUCACUGUAAGCCAUGGUAUGCUGGUGCCUGUGAUCGAAAGUCUGCUGAAGAGGCACUAUACAGAUCAAACAAGGAUGGAUCAUUUCUUAUUCGGAAAAGCUCUGGCCAUGAUUCCAAACAGCCAUAUACACUAGUUGUAUUCUUUAAUAAGCGAGUAUAUAAUAUCCCUGUGCGAUUUAUUGAAGCAACAAAACAGUAUGCUUUGGGCAGGAAGAAAAAUGGUGAAGAGUACUUUGGAAGUGUUGCUGAAAUUAUCAAGAAUCAUCAACAUAGUCCCCUGGUUCUUAUCGACAGUCAAAAUAACACAAAAGAUUCCACAAGACUGAAAUACGCAGUUAAAGUUUCAUAAAUUAAAAAAAAAAGUCAACAUCAUUGCUUCAGACAUUUCCCCUAUUUCUACUUUUGAGAAAAAGUCCCAAAACUUCAUAUUUUGGAUUAUGAGCCAUCCAGUAAUAAAACAGAAGAUGGAGGCAGCUAUUGAGGUGGUCAUCCAUUUCUUUACAAGAAGCUCAGACGAACUUGUUCUAUUGCCUGACCUGAUGAACUGUUAAUAUCUGGUGAGGUUGACUCAUCAUGCUACUAAUCUCCAAAUAAAUGUCUUUAUUUAAAGUAAACAAGUGUAAAGCAUUUUCAGUCAUGUAAAAAAAUAGGACUCUAUUUUCUAAAUGAGAAAAGAAUACUCCUGGAGAAAAAAAAGCUGCUAGAAAUUUAAGCCACCACAAUGGUCACUGGUGCACUAAUGUAACUAGGAUGUCUACUGUCAAUGCUUGACAAUUAUGUCUUGGUUAAAAUUUUAAUGUCUAGAAAAUAAAAGAUAGGUAAUGUAUGAUGUUUAUAAGUACAGAUAAGAGGGAUGUAAUGGUUCCUUUUUGUGAGUGCUCCCAACCACGGGAGAUGUAUAGAGAUAUGAAUUUUCCAGAAGUUUUUGUCCAUGAUUAUGUUGUUAGCUUUGCUUAUUAAAUAAAAUUAUACCCUCUUUGA
Messenger RNA from Equus caballus (horse), 2214 nucleotides. It is a transcript of the gene BLNK, whose product is annotated as B cell linker. NCBI's taxonomy places the organism in Eukaryota, Metazoa, Chordata, Mammalia, Perissodactyla, Equidae. The record is from RefSeq and is a predicted model, not a curated record. Gene Ontology annotation, cellular component: cytoplasm. Gene Ontology annotation, biological process: cell surface receptor protein tyrosine kinase signaling pathway; intracellular signal transduction.